AUGACGCAGGUCGCCCGAUGGCUUAUGGCGCUGGCCGCGGUCGCCGAGAGCUUGGUCUCGAUCCCGCUCCUGCGCGAGCACGCCCGAGCGCUCACGGCGAGCAGCACCAUCUUUGAGCAGCGCGUGGGCGAGAGCCGAGGUGUCCGCCACGCAGCGUUGUACUUGGGUGUCCCGCCGCAGCGCGCGCUCGUGGUCAUUGACACGGCAAGCGACUGGACAGCGGUCGUUGCAAACUCCUGCAAGACGUGUGGCAACCACACGGAUCCUGGCUACGACGCGGCCAAGUCGACAGCCGCCGCGUACGACAACUGCACGUCCUUUAGCCAGUGCUUCCUCUGCGACUCGGCGCGCGCCGCGUGCGAGGUCCAACGGUCCUACGUCGACGGCAGUGGCUGGGCCGGCGCGGUGGUCACCGACCUUGCCUACAUUGGGCGCUUUGACGGCGAGUCGUCGGGUGAGAUUAUGCGCACGAACGGUGUGCGCCUGACGGUGGCCGCCCAGCUCAGCGCCAGCGGACCGAUCGUGACCAUGGCGGAGAACGGGAUCAUUGGCUUUUCGAAAGCAUCGACGACGUUCCUUGCGGCGCUUGUGGCGCAACAGCGCAUCCAGCGCAACGCCUUUAGCCUCUGCUUCUCGGCGUCGGGCGGCACCCUCGUGCUCGGUGGCAGCGACCCGUCGCUCUUCGCACCCCAAUCGGCCGCCACCGGCACUGUCGCCAUGCUGAGCUCGACCAAGUACCUCAUUCCGCUCGUCGACGUCCUCGUCGGCAGCACGUCCACCGCGGCGACGUCGUCCAUCAACAGCGCGGGCCUGAGCACGCUCGUCGACAGCGGGUCGUCGCACUCGUACCUACCCAACGCAGUGCGCGCGGCGUUCCUCGAGGCCUUUGCCGCUGCCACCAACACGGUCUUCUCGGACACUACGUCCUAUUCGCCCGACCAAGUCGCAAGCUGGCCCACCCUCACGCUGGUGUUUGCCGGAACAGCAACGCGCGUCCAGCUCGAGCUAUCGCCGGCCAAGUACACCUUUCUGACGGCCAAUGGUCAGUACAAGCUGGGUCUGCACUUUGCGGCGAGCGGAGUGGUCGGCGCCAACGCCAUGGUCGACGUCAAUGUACUCUUUGAUCUGGACGCGCAGCAGGUCGGCUUUACGCGCGCCAACUGCACGCUCACAACCGAGACCACGUCCGUGCUCACGCGGGCCAUCACGCCAGCACCGUCGUCGAGCGGCGUCCCGUCGUGGCGCGCGUGUCGACUCGUCCUCGCUGUUUGCGUCCUCUUCUCAACUCUGUAA
Saprolegnia diclina VS20 is the source of this 1293-nucleotide messenger RNA. RefSeq lists its product as hypothetical. The transcript is spliced from 8 exons. Gene Ontology annotation, biological process: proteolysis. NCBI's taxonomy places the organism in Eukaryota, Oomycota, Saprolegniomycetes, Saprolegniales, Saprolegniaceae. The record is from RefSeq and is a predicted model, not a curated record. Gene Ontology annotation, molecular function: aspartic-type endopeptidase activity. Bases 1 to 1293 code for a protein of 430 amino acids.